AACGCUAAACUAUUCUUACAACGAAAGGUGACGUGCGGGUAUCGUCUAUAUAGGAAUCUACAUUAUGCAAGGAAAGGGGUACCAUGAGCAAAUCUUUUUAUUUGACAAGAUUAUGCGAGAUGAGACCCGUCCUCUUUCUCCCCCGAUUCUUUUAUACUUAAACUGACUUUUUAAAAAAAGUUUUGCAAGUCACUGAUCAUCUUGUGAGUGUAGGUAUUGGAUCAACGACGAGGAACACUCUUUCGUCACAGCAUCCGGAUAUUCUAUUUUAUCAUUUCAUAUCAGCUCAUUGAUAACGCAACAUCCUACAUCAGUUAUUUUUGUACUUUCAAAGGGUAAUUAUGAUGUAACCGGAUAUAUUGGAAUAAAAACACAAAGGCGGGUGAAAAAAAAUGAACCACUCUUUGGAGUUUGGGCAGCUUGCCGACCUAUUUCCCAUUUGUAUUAUGAAGCCAAAGAGUCACACUCUUUUAAACUCGUCUAAGGAAUAUGAUGUGGAACUCAGUUCUGGAAAUUAAUGUUCUUUCCUUUGUGCGCAACAUCUUGGAAGAGAGGCCGUCAUCCAAAAUGAUAUCAGCAUAAACUUGUUGUUUUCCCCGGUUUUCCUUGUUGGCUAAGAAAACUUAUGAAUUAUCUGCACAAGAGGCAAGCAUCUAUUAGUGGUUCACAUCAUUACGUCAUUAACUACCUCACUCGGAAACGCUAUUUUCUAUCGGGCCUCUUCUUAAUUAGUGUUAACGAAUGAGAACAUACAAGUUUAGACUUUUCUUUACCGUAAACAUGGUAAAAAUCACCACCCGUCUCUGUUACGUCUGAUAUGCAAACAGAUUCUGGCUGAGGACUGGACAAAAUAUAGGCAUUGUGACGACAAACAACAAGCAAUUUGCGAUUGCUUUUUCUGUCACUCUCCCUCAAAAGAACAUAACAAUGUCCAUAUCAUUGAGAUGUCAUAGUUUGUGAAUAACGUUUUCUGAAGAGGAAUUGGCUACCAUUUUGUCGUCAUCUCCCAGCCACAAACCAAUGAAGGUUCUUUUAUGGAUAUUAAGUCGGAUUAUCUCUUUACGCUUGAUCAGGAGUGGAAGCAGUAUCCCUUUAAAUUGGACACUUAACUCCUGACUCAGAGUUAAGGAGACAAUAAGAACGAUACGCUACCAGAUAGGAAAUGUUGGUUAAGCUCUUUAACGAACAACGACGAUUUAAUACUUGGAAUAUAUCAUACAAACAGCGUAACAGUUAUUCGACUGGCAUAAUACGACAAACUUGCAAUUUAAAUUUAAAACGUUGCAACUAGAACAAAGAUCUUGAUGGAAAUUUGUGUGUCAUCGUUGUGACGUACGUCCUAAAGGCUGGGGCUGUUUUUUGUUGUUUUAAAACGAAGGCCUUGUUUUUUGUGGAGAUAUGGAUCGAGCCAAUAUCAUACACUCCUUCCUGCUGAUGGCAUCUACCAUUUUGAUGGUGACACCGGUCCUUGUUACGUCACAAUUGAAUUCUACUUUGUUCGUCGGUAAAGGCUGCUUCUACGACAACUUCGAAUACGAUGUUCUUCCAGAUCUCAUCCAGUGCGAGGGCGCCCUUCACCAAUCUUGCAUUAACACCUGCACUCCCAAACAGCCGUACUGCCAAUCAGAUGACAUGACACCUGAGCUCUGUUUUCAAAUAUGCACCAACCAGAAUGCACGUUACUUUGGGCUCCAGGAUGGCAGCCAGUGCCUAUGCGGAGGAGCUUUCGCGCCAUAUGAUUCGAAAGGCCCGCCACCGGCCGACUCGGCCUGCAGCAAGAACUGUACCGGUGACCAGACACAGAUGUGCGGGGAAAGCUUUCAGGUGUCCGUCUAUGAAAUAAAAGAUCCUGCAUCGGAUUGCUUCCAUCCGGGUUACCUCAAUGUCGGUGAAGACAUCUACCCACCGGUCAACCAAGGAGACUUCAUCAUCAACGACACCCUUGACUACAGCACCAUCUGUGUAUCACCUAGUACUUUAACGGGUACAUCCACUAUCACCUGCACAGAAAACAACUGGUCCGGUGCACUGCCGGUCUGUACAAUCCGCUGCUCCCCACCCGAUCCGUUGCCGUACGUGGUCUUUGAGUCUGUGGCGAACAGGAGCUUUAACAUCGGCGAAACGGUGUCGUACACGUGUUUGGGUAAUGCAACAAAUAUAUAUAACACCGAGUGUGACAGCACAGGGUUGUGGUUACCCACGGACUGCCCAGUGGUGUGUGCAAAGACGAACUUGCCUCCUGGGGGCGCCCUAGCAACUACCUCACAUUUAGACUACUUUGCCAUGGGGGCGCUCGUAGAUUUCGUGUGUGAUGGAGUGUCUUUAAUUUUUACGUUCCGGUGUGGAAGUUUUGGAAACUGGAAUACAUCAGCUUUUACUUGCCCAGAUGUCAUGACAACAGUGGCGUCUCCUCCGACCACACCUAGCAACGACCGAACAACGUCAUCAGCGUUCGUCAAUGAUAUGACAAGUCUUGAACCAACUGGAUCCACGACAGGAGUUGGCCCAACGAGUGAGUCGAACCAAGGUUGGGUGAUCGCCGUAGCCGUGGUCGUGCCUCUCAUCAUCAUCCUCAUCGUCAUCAUGGCCUUUUGUUGUUACAGGAAACGGAAAGAGGAGCAAAACAAACACGUCCCUCAAGUUGUGCUGGGGUACAUCAAGAAAAAAGGAACACUCGGUGGUACUCUCAGACGUAAUCGUGACCCGGAAAAGGAUCUCACAGAUAACCCGGAAGGGGAAGCAGACAACAUUAAAAAAGGUGGCACACUGACACACUCACUGAGUAGCAUGAAGCAGCAAUUCGUCAAGCGUGUCACACUGAACCGAAACAGGCCCGAACUGCCACCGAAAAAGAAUCCGAAGAAAUCGAGCUCCCGAUCGGUUACGAGUCAUGCCGAAGUUGGAUACGUUAGUCCGAAGGGCGCCCGAACGGAUAGCGAGGUCGAAAUUAUGCAGCCGAACCCACCACCGGUGAAAAGAUUCUCGACCGUUUCAAUCGUAUCGUCUGUCGACAACGGCCUCGAUGAGGUCUUCAAGAGUGAAUUAAGAACAAGUAGAAGCAGUGAGAUGCUAGACGCGCUCAUGGUGGAAUUCGAUGGUCGGGUCAACCACGGGUUCGAUAAUGAAGAAUCUUCGGCAAGGUCGUCACCUUCCUUGCCGUCGAAGAACUCGCCCACAACAGAGCAUGUAGUCGUUCACAUUGCGCGUCCAUCGUCCCCGAAACCUGAAACGCCAAAGGUGAAUGGCUUUGAUCAUGAUUCAGAGCAGAAUGGAGAAGUUGAAACCGUAGAGACGGGUGCCAAUCUUCAAAAUGGUGAGGACAAUUUAAAUCCAGAUCCAGAGUUUCUUAAGUCUGAUGAUGAGAGUGAUUCACACGUGAAAGGCGAACCUGAAGCAGCAGUUGUCAACGGUGGUUACCUGGAUGAGUCGCCUUACGACAGUUUAGGUGAACCCAAACCAGCACCGCCUGAAAUUUUAAAAGCGAACGGUAUUGGAGGUGAAGGGGGUUCACCUCAUGAAAGUGCUAAGGAACGGAAUCGACCAUCCCCGUUAACAUUAACAACCAACGGCGGGUCCGACCAUGAGGGAGAGUCUGGUCCUGAGUCGCCGAAGUAUGCAUCACUGGCUGACAUGAAAUCACCAAAUGGCGGGAUAGGUGUUAUUGGUAGCCCUUCUGCGACACCAACUAAACACGAUUAUGUCAAUGUUGGACGCGGGAAUUCAGUCUCUGCUAUGACGCGCAUCUCGGCGGAAUUCCAUCAUCCGCGUCCCCCAUCUCUUCCGCCAGAUUCCCCUUGAGUGGUGACGAAUAAUCCACAGGCGUUGUCAUAACUGCUGCUGCUGUUGUCUCCCUGGCAAUAUUAUGAACUUUCCGGUUCAAAAAUUAAAUGGUGCUUCGUCAGGAAACUGAAAACUUUAUUUUCCUUACUCAACUAAGCAAGUACGCAAGGUUCCCGGACGGUGCAUGAAGAGUUGUGUUUAAACGCAACCAAUUUAAAUGCAAGUCGAAAAUGCGUGCUUCUAUUUGGUUGAAAAUCAAGUCACGUGUGUAUUUGGAGUUGUGUUUAAUUCCAUCUUUUUCUGCAUAUGGACCCCAGAACGUCUAAAUUGAAAUAAUGUUUAAACAAUGGUAUAAGCAAAUGGGACGACGCUUAGAUUCACAGUCGCAGAAAGGUACGAAUUUGAAAGUCGAAUAUAAAGGAGGCGAAGAAGAAUGAGAAUGAGAAAACGAAGAAAAAGAAGAAGAAGAGGAGGAAGAAUAAAAAGAUAAUGACGAUGAUGAUGGUGAUGAUGAUGAUGAUGAUGAUGAUUAAAAAGUAGAAGGUGAUGAUAAAAAUGACGAACAUGACGAAGAAAAAUCACAUGGAGGAGGGGGGGGGGGUUGGUAAAGAGACGUCAUGUUUUUCAUAGAAAAGAAGAGGGGGAACAAAUGCAAGAGUUAAAACAUUGUCCUGUGGUGAAUUAGAACCACAUAUUAUGGGUGACAAGAUUUAAACGAUACAGACUAAUAAAAAAAAUAUGGACUAAGUGAGUAUCUUUUGCGUUGAUUUGUGACUUAGUUUUGUCAUGUUCGUACUGCUGCAAUGAUUGUGUGUUUUGUAGUUUAAAUGAUUUUCGUUGUUUCGGCCAGGUAAUUUCCCAUGCAUCUAAUUCCCUGUCCUGCUCCUCCCGCCCCUUUUCUCUCCACACCCUCUUCCGCUGCUUUCUCCCCCCUCUUUAUCUCAUACGGCACCUGUCCCACCAAGUAAUCACCGACUCCAUUUUUAAUGAAGAAAGUGAUUUCAUUUUUUUGUGUGCCCACGUUUUUCUUCCUUUUAAUGAACAUUUUAUGACAUGUUAAAACUUAAGUUUUUAUUAUUUUACAUUAUUCUAUGAGGAAAUCGAUCAUUCUGACUGAUGAAUCUUCGAACAUACUUUGGAGAAAUACAGAUCUUUAGCAUUUAUAGAAUCAUGUACUCAUUAUUUAUAUCAGCGAUUGUUUGGUAUUAUGUAUUUUAAUCAGGGUUAUAAUGUUCGAUAUUUAUUCGCAUUUUACUUAAUUUCUUGCAUAAUCAUAAGCGAAAUUAUUGCCAAAUAUUGUUCGACUCAGUUACAUGUAUUCGUAGAACAAUAAAACUAGCUUUAUCAUUAUGUUCAUAUCAUAGU
Molecule: messenger RNA, 5145 nt
Organism: Lytechinus variegatus (green sea urchin)
Lineage: Eukaryota; Metazoa; Echinodermata; Echinoidea; Temnopleuroida; Toxopneustidae
Exons: 6
Coding region: 1399-3798 (799 amino acids)
Source: RefSeq, a predicted model, not a curated record